Rhododendron vialii is the source of this 3011-nucleotide messenger RNA. RefSeq names its product cation/H(+) antiporter 24. The transcript has 4 exons. Lineage: Eukaryota; Viridiplantae; Streptophyta; Magnoliopsida; Ericales; Ericaceae. Gene Ontology annotation, biological process: regulation of pH; proton transmembrane transport. Gene Ontology annotation, cellular component: endomembrane system; membrane. The record is from RefSeq and is a predicted model, not a curated record. Gene Ontology annotation, molecular function: antiporter activity. The coding region runs from base 234 to 2636 and encodes 800 amino acids.
CACGGUUUGGCUCACAACAGACAAGGGUGGAAAAUCCAAGAUUUCCACCUGUGAAUUUAAACUCCCCAACUAAAUGCUCAACCACAAAACAAGACACUGAGAGAACCUCUCUGCGUCCCCUCCUUUACCGCAUGUCCGUUCCCCCAACCUGUGUGGUGCUCAUUUUUGCAUGGUUAGGGUUUCGCCCAUUUCCAUAAUCCAAAUGAACCAACAACUCCAGUGCUCAAUCCUCCAUGGCCAUGGCGAAAAUGAUCAGCGUCGGAGGCUCCCAGACGGCAGACCAAGCGCUGUACGUAUGUCGACAUUCCCACGGCACUCAUCCCCGCGGCAUCUUCUACAGCGAAAACCCUUUGGAUUUCUCCUUCCCUCUUUUAUUACUAGAUGCCAUCUUAGUCAUCUUCUUCAUCCGUUCCAUCCAUUUCCUCCUCAAACCCCUCAAACAACCCCACAUCGUCUCCAAAAUCCUCGGAGGCAUAAUAAUUGGACCCUCUGUGCUCGGCCGCAACAGGGCAUUUGCUAAGAAUGUGUUUCCAGACAACACUUCGUAUGUUUUCAAGAACAUAGGGUUGAUCGGAUUCGUCUACUUCCUCUUCCUAUCCGGCGUGAAGAUGGACAUCACGGCAAUCGCGAAAACCGGAAAGAAACAACUGUCCAUAGGCCUAAUCGGCGUGCUGGUUCCCUUCCUAACCGUCCUAUCUAUCAUGAUCGCGACUCGAAAGACACUCGACAAGGAACUCAAUAGGGUUCCUGUCAUGGAAGGAAUCGCCUCUGCUUUUGCCGUAACCACGUUCCCCGUUCUGUACCAGGUAAUCAAAGAGCUCAAUCUCCUAAGCUCCGAGGUCGGAAAACUGGCAAUGUCAUCGGUAAUGGUGAGCGACUGCAUCGGAGUCGUUUGCAUGGUCAUAUUCGAGGCGGCGAGGUUGGAAACGAUCGACGCCUUGUGGGUUCUCAUUUCAUUCAUCGGAAUAGCGGCAGUUAUCGGCGGCUUUUGGAAAGCGAUGGUAUGGAUCGUGAAAUCGACACCGGAGAGGAAACCAGUGGACCCAGGUUAUGUGGUGUGGAUUUUUCUAGCGGUGAUGGUGAUGGCAUUCUUGAGCGAUGUGAGCGGACUUGCGGUGGCGAACGCGCCAUUGUGGCUGGGCCUGGCGGUGCCGGCUGGGCCGCCGCUGGGGGCGGCCCUUGUGGAAGGGGCGGAUACGCUGGUGACGGAUGUCUUCAUGCCGUUCUCGUACGCGUUCGUGGGGAUGUACACGGACGUGUCGUCGAUGGUCGGGCAGUGGUCGAGUGUGGUGCCGCUGUUUCUUAUGAUCUUGGCAGCUUAUUUCACGAAAGUUGUUACGGUCCUGGUGGUGGCUUUGUUUUUCGAAAUGACGGUUCGAGAUGGUUUGGCCCUGAGCCUUGUGAUGAGCUUGAGAGGGCAGGUCGAGAUUUUGAUAUUCAUGCACUGGAUGGAUCUACAGAUUAUACAGGUCCCAUCUUUCACAAUGCUGAUAAUUUCGACAACAGUCUUGACAGCCAUAGCCACACCUUUGAUCAGCAUACUGUACGAUCCGACAAGGCCGUACAAGGUUAACAAGAGGAGGGCCAUUCAGUACACCCCUCCAAACACAGAACUCCACAUAGUUGCCUGCAUCCACGACCAAGAAAGUGUGACCGGAUUCCUCAACCUUCUCCAGGUCUCCAACCCGUCGGCGAGCAGCCCGUUCGCGGUGUAUGCCCUCCGCCUCAUCGAGCUCGUCGGCAGGGCCGCCCCGGUCUUCGUCGACCACGAGCAGCAGGCCCAGGGGUUCGAGCAGUACUCCGGCUUCAACUCGAUCCACAAUGCUCUCAAGCUCUUUCAGGAAUCACAAGGGGACUACGUUAAGUUCAACAUGUUCACGACCGUGUCCCCCACGAGGACCAUGUACCAGGACAUAUGCGACCUGGCUGUGACGAAGAAAGCCGCUCUUAUUAUCUUGCCUUACAAUAAAGAGUACCCAGAGACGAGAACAGAGGCGGCGAGCCCGCAAAUACUGCUCAGAUCCGUAAAUUGCUGUGUCCUGGCGCACGCGCCGUGCUCUGUUGGAGUUUUGGUAGACAAUGGUCCUUUUAGGGACAACAAAAUCGUCAACUCCGCCAUGAGACGGAUAACGCACCGUUUCGCCGUGCUUUUCUUGGGCGGGGCCGACGCCAGGGAGGCCAUUGCCUUUGCGGACCGGAUGGCAGGGAACGUGGACGUGUCCCUCACUGCCAUCCGGUUCCUUUCUCACAACAACGAAGGGGACGACGAGAUGGAGAAGAAACUCGAUGACGGUCUGGUGACUUGGUUCUGGGUGAAGAACGAGGGAAACAAGCGGGUGGUUUACAGGGAGGUGGUGGUGCAAAACGGCGAGGAGACUGUCGCUGCGAUCCGGGCGAUGGGUAAGGAUUAUUAUGACCUCUGGAUUGUUGGGAGGAAAAAUGGGAUUAAUCCAGUUUUGUUACAAGGGUUAUCGAAUUGGAGCCAGAACAAUGAACUUGGAGUCAUUGGAGAUUUUAUUGCGUCUACAGAUGUAGGGAGUAGAGCUUCUGUAUUAGUGGUGCAACAGCAGGUUUUGAGAGGGCAAGAGCCUGCCUCACGAGGUUUACUACGAUGGUUUUCAAGCUGUUCGUAUUAGGAGAGAUGUACGUAUUAUACCUACUAACAAAAGGGUAGAUAGCGGAUGUAGAGGCACAGCUUCGUUGAGCUCGCUCUCCUUGGAGCUCCUCCAUCCACUAGGUCGAUCCGGGAGUUCCAAUCUCACCAACCCCUCCCGUCUCUCCCUCAAUAGAAUAGAGGUAGAAUUUGCUUAGUCAAAAAACGGUAGAUAGCAAAGUCGUUUUGUUGCUGAUCAUGAGAGUAGCAUUUUAGUUGAGAAAUUUAGCAAUGAAACCGGUGUUCAAGUGAACAAGGAAUGCUUGAACCGAGUUACAUGUACGAUGUUGUUAAAAAAUACUAGGUAGUACAUUUUUUUGGUAUGCUCUGUUACUUGAAUUUUUAAAGUUUUGUUAAG